CGUCAGCAACAGUACCACGUCAGCAGUGCCCCGCCACCAUGACGGGCUCAGCUUUGGGCAUGCCAGGCCAACUGGCCAACGAGUCCAUUGCCAAGUACAAACAGCGGUUCCAGACUCAGCUCGCACUGAUCGAGGCUGAGGAACAGCGCCAGGUGGCAGCCGAGGCUGUCUGCCUACAGGCUGAAGCGGCGGCAACAAUUGAGAAGCAGCGACUUCAAGCCGAAGCUGAAGCAGAUACUCAGGCACGCCGCAAGGAGGCCCAGGAUCUGCUACAUCGGUAUGCGGCCACCAGCAUAGAAAAGCUCAAGUUUUGGCACUUUGAACCAUCCGAGGAGCACGACGACACGACACCGGAAGAGCAGCACAAGGAAUUCAUGGCCAAACUCGUGACUAGGUUGGACUUGGAGCAAACUGCACCAAGAUCGGAGGCUGGCGAGUCCAGCAGUGCACCCUCUGCCCGCCAACUGGAGGAACGAGUUGACCACGUAGUCGCAAUGCUCGGCGACAUCAGUACCUUCGUUGUACCAGCCACCAUCAGCAACCAGCCGGACACCUUGAAGACCGAGGUUCAGCAACUGCAGCUGCCUAACAAAGAUGGCAACACCGCGCAGCAUUACAAGAUGUCGACAUUCCAAAUCGAGAAGUUCGAUGAUUAUACGCAUCAAGACCUGGUCCUCUGGUGGGAGGGCUUUACAACGCAACUUCGGAUUCUGUUCAUCGCCAAGCACGCGUACAUCGGCGCCCUGUUCCUCAACUCAAAGGGCGGAUGCCAGAUCUGGUUGAGCCACCUGGCAACCGUCCACGGCGUCGACGUCGCAGAUCUGAAAGAUAAGAUCUCUUGGGAAGAGUUAAUACGGCUAUGGAAGAAGCGGUUCAUCGUGGACGACGCCCCGACGCUCGCCAUCAACCGCCUCUUCGCUAUGACGCAAGGCAACACAGCAACACGUGACUGGCUCACGGAAUGGCAAAAGAUCGCGGCAACGCCCAAUCUUGAAUUGCCAUUUUCGCAUCUGCGCCGCGAGUUCUACAACCGGUCAUGUGCCGCCUUGAGCCUUGCACUUGGUGAUCGCGAGCAAUACAUGACCUUCGCCGAAAUCGUCGACAAGGCAAGGGAGAUCAUCAAGACCAAUAGGGCAACUGCACACGAGAGAUCAGCAUGGCAGCCAACCUAUGUGGAGAAGGUGAAAACUGGUCCGCGUGGCUGCUGUCCAGCCGCGAAGCAACAACAAGUCCUGAGGGAACGGGAAGGCGAAAACCGCAUCGCCGGCCGGAAACGGAUAGCCAGCACCAUGGCUCAAGUUUCACUUGACCGAGGCAGAAUACAAGUGGCGCGGCCGCUAUGGCUGCUGCUAUUGGUGCAACAGCACCAAGCACAAGACCUCCCAAUGCCUGGAUCAAGGCAAGGAGGAUGUUCGACCUCGUAUCAACUCGGGAAACUGAGUUCCGUGGGAGGUGAGGCAACUCCACCUCUCACUCCACCAGAUUCAGUCGCCUUGCUAGCGGCCUCCUACACAUCUGGGGAGGAUUCGAAUGUCGCAAGUUCUCGGAACACUUACGAGGACUAUGCUGUCCACUUGGUCCCACCGUUGGACCAACCGCUCCACGUGCAACAAUCUGCAUGCACGGUUUCACUACCAUCGGCAAUCGAGUCGGCAGCUUCGCCGCCAUCUAUCGUCGGGGAUUCGACGACAUGGUCAAGACUUGAAGAGCUCGACCCGUUGACGUUUGUGGACUUCCAAUGGAUGUCCCUUCCUCGGUCCGGUCGAUUGCCGAAAUCGCAUCGCAACAUGCUCAUGGCACAAUUGCGGGAUUACUUGCACACUGCAGUACCAACUCCGUUGAUGGACGCCGGAGUAGAGGUUGUCGACCUUCACGCCUACAUUGCGAAGAUUGACCGCGAGUUCAAGACACAACGGUACGACGACAUCGACGCACCAUUGUUAUAUGUACGCAUUCAGAUCGGAGAGGCGACCUGCACCGCUUUGAUCGAUUGCGGAGCAUCUCGCAACUACAUGAGCCAGGACUUUAUGGUACGCGUCGGCCUUGGCCCACGCGUCCGGAGGAAGUCCCAACCUACGCAAGUCACGUUGGCGGACGGUCACACGCACAAGUUAAUAGACCGGUGCAUAAAUGACGUCCCCGUGUACUUUGCCCCGCAUGCAAGCGAGGCGGUGUCCUUCGAUAUUUUGGACACCAAAUUCGACAUGAUCUUGGGCAUGUCAUGGCUGCGAAGCGAGGAUCACCCGGUGAACUUCUACCGCCGCACCAUUCACGUUCGUGAUCGGAACGGAGUAUUAGUCCCAUGCACGGUGGCUCCUCCUCACCCUUCGAUCAGCUGCCACGUGGUGUCCGCCGCAAGCAUGCGAGCUUCCAUCAUCAGAGACGACAUCGAGGAGAUGGGGGUGUGUUUUCUCCACGCCCUCCCGCACCAUGACGCUUUAUCGACGGACUCAUCUUCGGACCCAUGCAUCACCGAGCUUCUCGACGCCUACGGCGACGUGUUCGAAGGCCUGCACGGAGUCGUACCGGAUCGGCCCAUCCGCCACGAGAUCAUCCUUGAGGACAGUGUUGUACCUCCGCACGGUUGCAUCUACCGAAUGAGCAAGGAAGAGUUAAGUGUGCUACGGGCACAACUCGACGACCUUCUAAAGAAAGGCUGGAUUCGGCCUAGCUCAUCGCCAUACAGUCCUCCCGUUCUCUUCGUCCGGAAGAAGAACAAGGAUUUGCGAUUGUGCAUCGAUUAUCGCAAGCUCAACGCGCAAACGAUCAGAAACGUCGGCCCUCUUCCACGCAUCGACGACCUUCUCGAACGGCUGGGCGGCGCCAAGUUCUUCUCCAAACUUGACCUCGAGUCGGGAUAUCACCAACUCGAGAUUCGGCAGGAGGACCGCUACAAGACCGGGUUUAAGACGCGAUAUGGGCAUUUUGAAUGGCUGGUUAUGCCAUUUGGCCUUACGAAUGCCCCGACCACUUUCCAAGCGGCUAUGACAACGGAGUUCCGGCACAUGCUGGAUCGAUUCGUACUUAUCUACCUCUAUGACAUUUUGGUGUACAGUCGGAGUUUGGACGAGCAUGUGGAGCACUUGCGCACCGUUUUGGAGCGGCUACGACAAGCCAAGUACAAACCCAACCGCGACAAAUGCGAAUUCACGCGGCAGGAGCUGGAGUACUUGGGACAUUAUGUGACGCCGCAAGGCAUCCGUGCGCUUGCGGACAAGAUCGAGGCCCUCCGCGUACGGCACGAGCCCACCAACACCACGGACGUUCGUUCAUUCAUGGGGUUGGCGGGUUACUAUCAACGAUUCAUCAUCGGGUACUCGAGGAUUGUUGCACCUAUGAUGAGAUUACAAUCGCCAAAGGUGCCAUUCAUAUUCGAUGACGACGCACGCUGGUCAUUCCAAGCACUCAAGACGGCCAUGCUCAUGGCACCCGUCCUUAGCAUCUAUGACCCCACCCUGCCUACGAGAGUGACAACGGACCCUUCCGGCUAUGGCAUUGGGGCAGUCUUGGAACAACAGGAUGGCGACAACUGGCACCCUGUGGAGUAUUUCAGCCACAAAGUGUCUCCCAUCAAUUCGCUUGAUGAUGCAAGGAAGAAGGAGCUGCUCGCGUUCAUGAUGGCUCUCAAGCGAUGGCGGCACUUCCUCCUUGGGCGUCGUAGGUUCACAUGGGUCACGGACAACAACCCAUUGACCUACUACAAGACGCAGGAUACGGUGAGCAGCACGAUCGGACGAUGGAUGUACUUCAUCGACCAAUUUGACUUCACACCAAAACAUCUCCCGGCCUCUCCAAUUGCGCGGCAGAUGCACUCUCGCGAAGACCCGAUCUUUGCCCCAUGACACAUCAUGCCUUCGCAUUCGACGAGGAACUCCAGCGACACUUCAUCCGGGGCUAUGAGUCUG
Messenger RNA from Chara braunii, 3905 nucleotides. The record is from the annotation of a GenBank genome assembly. Lineage: Eukaryota; Viridiplantae; Streptophyta; Charophyceae; Charales; Characeae.